AUGGGCCUCGGAAUCAAUGAACCUGUCUCUACAGGCCAUGUGCCUGGCACUGUCUUGCUAGACCAGAAUGCUGCUCACUCCGAACAACAAACGGGCCGACUGAAGCACGGAACCGGAAAGAACUCGCACAUUGUGCUUGCUCCUCAACCAUCUGAGGAUCCUAACGACCCCUUGAAUUGGUCCUCAGUCAGGAAACACCUCAUACUAGCCAUCAUCUUCUUCGGUGUUAUUAUUCACGGAUGUGUUCCAUCUCCUCUCCUGAACGCUGGUGUUGUUGAAGUCGCCCUGGAUCUCAAGAGAAGUCCAACCGCAGUCGCACAAGUCUCUGGUUACAUGCUCCUUUGCACUGGCGCUUGCGGACCAUUUGUUUCGGCACUCGGUCGCAAGUAUGGCAAGCGCCCAGUCUAUGUCCUCUCGUCUAUCUUCGGCACCAUCGGAAUUCUAGUUUCGGAAUCAGCUUCUGGAUACAACACACUUCUUGCUGGUCGUAUCCUCCAAGGUGUUGGGCUCGCCGCCUAUGAAGCAAUUGCAAUCGCCUCGAUCGGAGAUUUGUUCUUCGUGCACGAGAGAGGACCUAGAGUUGCUGUGUGCAUGUUCCUCCUCGCCGCCAUCUCCAAUGGUGUGUCUAUUAUUGCCGGUGUGAUCACUGCAAACUUGGGCUGGCGAUACAACUUCUAUGUUUGUCUGCCGUUCGCAGCUCUCCAAACCAUUCUCAUCAUCAUUUUCUGCCCCGAGACACAAUACAAGCGCAGAGCCAUCUAUGAGAUCGACACCGCAGGCUCAGAGGAGAACCUUGAAAAGCUCGCAUCGGUCGAGAACCGUGCAGCAACACGCCACAUGGAAAACGUGCACAAGUCAGCGGACGUAGCUGCAAGUGAUAUCGAGAGAACUACGACUCUCACCUCGGUGGAGUCAGUACCUCCGAAGAAAUCAUUCCUGCAGGAGAUGAAUCUUUACUCGGGAGUCUACACAACCGACCCUCUCUGGAAGAUGGUUCUCGCAUCGGUCGCUAUCCUCUUGAAUAUUGCUUGCUUCUAUCAAAUCAUCAUGACCGGCAUCAUCAUUGCAUUCUACGUCGUGGUCGCCAUUACCUCUGGUGUUAUCUUUGCCUCGCCACCGUAUCUACUCGGUUCAGCAACCAUUGGCUACAUGUCGGCCGGUCCUCUCAUCGGAGGAUUUUUUGGCGCAGCAUUCCCAUUUCUGUGUGCCGAACCAUUUGCCAAAUAUCUGACGCGCAAGAAUAAGGGUGUCUAUGAGCCAGAGUUCCAUCUGAUUCCAGUCUUCACCAUUGGCUGUGCUUGCGCAGUUACUGGUCUUGCCGCGUGGGGUCGAGUUGUAGAGAACGGGGACUCAAUCUACCUUGUCUGCUUUCUGUGGGGUCUCAUGCUCUUUGGAAUGACAUCCAUUGCCUCUUGGUGUACUUCCUGGUCGUUGGAUGCAUUCAGACAACACAGCACCGAGCUGUUCAUCAUGAACAUGGUGUUCAAGAAUUUCUUCUUCUACGGCCUGACAAACUAUGUGAUCGACUGGUGGGCAACGCAUGGCGCUCUAGACAUGGCUGCCACAAUGGCAGGUAUUUGUGCCGGUCUCUGCCUCUUGGCUAUUCCAAUGUACAUGUUCGGCAAGAAAUAUCGCCUCUACUGGCACCACCACAACCUUCUCAAGAAGUUGCAUCUUGAGACGGAUCAGACCUUUGGCGAAGGUGGUCAUUAG
Exophiala spinifera is the source of this 1713-nucleotide messenger RNA. RefSeq lists its product as uncharacterized. The record is from RefSeq and is a predicted model, not a curated record. The coding region runs from base 1 to 1713 and encodes 570 amino acids. Gene Ontology annotation, molecular function: transmembrane transporter activity. Gene Ontology annotation, biological process: transmembrane transport. NCBI's taxonomy places the organism in Eukaryota, Fungi, Ascomycota, Eurotiomycetes, Chaetothyriales, Herpotrichiellaceae. The transcript has 7 exons.